Molecule: messenger RNA, 738 nt
Organism: Zeugodacus cucurbitae (melon fly)
Lineage: Eukaryota; Metazoa; Arthropoda; Insecta; Diptera; Tephritidae
Gene: mRpL11
Product: 39S ribosomal protein L11, mitochondrial
Exons: 3
Coding region: 88-678 (196 amino acids)
Biological process (GO): translation
Cellular component (GO): mitochondrial large ribosomal subunit; ribosome
Molecular function (GO): structural constituent of ribosome; large ribosomal subunit rRNA binding
Source: RefSeq, a predicted model, not a curated record
UGUUUAUCAAAUCAGCUGUUGCCUAAUAUCCUCUCGUUGCUCAGUUUUUGCAUAACAAAAGCAUAUUUAAAAAGUUAUUAAUUAAAAAUGUCGAAAGCCGCGGGAAAACUUAAGGUUUUAAAGAAAACAGCUGAUAAAAUAACACAUACGACUAAAUUAAAAACAAACAUACCUGCUGGUAUGGCGGCCGCUGGUCCUCCGCUAGGUCCAAUGCUCGGUCAGCGUGCUAUUAAUAUUGCUGCAUUUUGCAAAGAUUUCAAUACACGGACAGCAGAAAUGAAAGAAGGCAUUCCACUCCCAUGUCGUAUUUCAGUUAACAGCGAUCGCAGCUAUAACUUGGUUAUACACUCUCCACCCGCCACAUUUUUGUUGAAACAAGCUGCAGGAAUUCCACGCGGUGCCAUGCAACCGGGCCGAGAAAUCGCUGGCAUGAUCACAUUAAAACAUUUAUACGAAAUUGCAGCAAUUAAAAUACAAGACCCACCUAAUACAUUGCUAACAAUGCAGCAAAUGUGCGAAAUGCUUGUGGGAAUUGCACGCACCUGUGGAAUUAAAAUUGUACGAGAACUAAAUCCUGAAGAAUAUGCUAAAUUUUUGGAAGAACGGCAAGUUGUUGUCGCCGAACAAAAACGAGAAUUACAAGAAAAACGUGAAGCAAAGAUGUUGAGAACGGGUUAAUUUUUUUGUUAAAAAUACUUUAUUAUACUUCUUUAUGAAAAAUAAAACAAUGCUAUGCAA